This is a messenger RNA of Cordyceps fumosorosea ARSEF 2679, 1044 nucleotides long. RefSeq lists its product as hypothetical. The coding region runs from base 1 to 1044 and encodes 347 amino acids. The record is from RefSeq and is a predicted model, not a curated record. The transcript has a single exon. Lineage: Eukaryota; Fungi; Ascomycota; Sordariomycetes; Hypocreales; Cordycipitaceae.
AUGCUCCGUCAGCUCGCAAGACCCGGAAUCUCGCGCCGGCGAGCAGCCUGCGCGUCCAUCGCGCUGCUGACACCCACCAACCUCCUCCUUCACCAUCCUCUCCCUGUCGUCCACGGCAGCAGCACCGCUGACGCCGCAGGCUCGACACCACCCGCCGCCGCCACGGCCCUGUUCUCAACCUCCAUCGCCGACCCGGGCUGGGAUUGGGCCCCCGGGCCGACCGCGCCCAACCGCUUGCUCCAGAACAUCGAGGCCUUCGCCGCCGCCGAUUGGGUCCCUCCCGUCGACGCGGGCCGCUGGGGCUUCGUCAUCUACCGCACCGCGUAUGACGGCGACGACUCGGAUGGCAAGCUUGCGCGGCUGCUCGACGCGCUCCGCGCGGCAGUACGGGAGGCGCUCGAGUCCCGCGGGCGGCCGGACCUGAUUCCGAUGAUGGAUUUCCCCGUGGUGCAGGACCGCGCGACGCUCGAGUCGGCGACGUCGUACGAGGUGCGCGAGCGGUUUUCGCGCUGGACGGUGGCCCGGGGCCUGCCGCCGCUCAACCCCGUCGCGUGGGAAGAGCACUCCUCGUUCCACCCGCGGUAUCGCUUCUGUCUCACGGUGGACCGACGCUCGCUCGACUCGCUCGACCAUGUGUCGAUUCUGCUGCUGGCCAACGGUACUGAGGUACCUGUUCCUUUGCCGUUUAUCGGGGUGGUUGAUCUCAGAUACGCUUCAGAGGAGCAGUACAGAGGCGUCCGUGACGACUCUGACGAUGGAGAAACCUACCAGGAGCCCAUCGAGGGAAACCUGGAAGACGAUGUCGGGUGGUAUUACUUGCCCUUGAAGGACGUGGUGGAAGAGUACGACGGCGUCCGAGAGUUUUCGUCUAUGCAGGAACGUACUCGGCCGCCAGAGAUACAGGACAGGGAGUGCUACGUGCAGCGUGGUCGCGAGGAGCCAUGGAGGGGGGAUGAGGCAGAAGGCCACACAGGGGGGGCUCAGUACGAUGUCAACAGAUGGCUUAAAGAGCGGCAAGAGCGAGAUGCCCGCGUUCGUAUGUAA